Molecule: messenger RNA, 2959 nt
Organism: Salvelinus sp. IW2-2015
Lineage: Eukaryota; Metazoa; Chordata; Actinopteri; Salmoniformes; Salmonidae
Product: bromodomain and WD repeat-containing protein 1
Biological process (GO): regulation of cell shape; cytoskeleton organization; regulation of transcription by RNA polymerase II
Cellular component (GO): nucleus
Molecular function (GO): protein binding
Source: RefSeq, a predicted model, not a curated record
AAGACACGACCUUGUCGAAGAAAAGACAACAAUGCGGUCUUUAAACUAUAAUUCCGCAUAUAGAAAUAGCUUUUUUAUUUACAUUGAUCCAAAGCUUUCUUAUGUAUUUAAAGAUAAUAUCAGUGCAAUUAGCGGCCGCGCUUCGCUUUGUCUUUGUUGUAGUCGAACAAAAAUGUAAGAGUUGUUCCCCACCCCCUAUUUCCUCUGCUGUGGCGGAAGUAACUAGUAUUGCUGAGGCCUCAUCCUUCCAAUGGCGACUGAAAACAGGCUGAUUAGAAAGCGGGAGCAACCGUGGAGGGGGUCAGAGCAGUGUAACCGAAAUUAAAUAAAUAUAUCAUACUCUCACUAGUCAUAAAGUUAGUUUACAAUUGUACACCAACCAAAUCACGGCUGAUUCAAUGGCCAACAGUCGGAAUAUUUCGCUCCUUGAAUCGGAGCUAUAUUACCUAAUUUCACGUUUUCUGACAACGGGUCCAUGUCGGAGAGCGGCUGAGGUUCUAGCGAGCGAACUAGAAGAAUAUCAGCUUUUACCCUGCAGAUUAGACUGGCAAGGACAUGAACAUCCAAGAUCUUACGAAGAUUUGGUUGCAUCCAACAGACACAUGGCACCUGACCAUUUGCUGCAGAUCUGUAAGCAGAUUGGGCCGAUUCUGGACAAAGAGGUGCCAUGUGUUCCAGGCGUACAUUCCCUACUGGGAACCGGGAGGCAGUCCUUACUCAGAACAUCAAAAGAUUACGGCAAUGUUCGGAGGAAAGGCUCAUCAUUUGCUACCCUGCACAGAGGGAGACCACCAGAGAUGCAUUUGACCUGCAGGGAUCCUCCAAAUCUAGUGGAGGUGUACAGAGGAAGGGAGCUAACCGGUACUCAACGGUUCAGCACUGUGAACCCUGUGAGCAACUAUCAGCACAUGCGGAUGCACAGGAGGAUUCUGGGUCAUCUGUCUGCAGUCUACUGCAUCGCUUUUGAUCGAACCGGUCUCAGGAUUUUCACUGGCUCGGAUGACUGCUUGGUGAAAAUAUGGUCUUCGUUUGACGGGAGGCUUCACUCCACCCUGAGAGGACAUUCUGCUGAGAUCUCAGACCUGGCUGUCAGCUUUGAGAAUACCUUGAUGGCAGCUGGCAGCUGUGACAAAACCAUCCGAGUGUGGUGCCUUCGUACCUGUGCCCCUAUGGCUGUCCUACAGGGGCACAGUGGAUCCAUUACCUCCCUACAGUUCUCACCAUUUGCCAAGGGCUCAAAGAGAUACCUGGUGUCCACUGGAACUGAUGCAACAAUCUGCUUUUGGCAGUGGGAUGUCAAUAACAUCAAUUUCAGUGAUCGCCCGCAGAAGUUUACAGAGCGACCCAGGCCGGGAGUUCAGAUGGUGUGCUCAUCAUUCAGUCCAGGUGGCAUGUUCUUAGCGACGGGAAGUACUGAUGAUGUCAUCAGAAUAUAUUACCUGGGAGGUGGGAACCCUGAAAAAAUAUCAGAGCUUCAUGAACACACGGACAAGGUCGACAGCAUCCAAUUUUGCCACUCAGGAGAAAGGUUUGUGAGUGGCAGUCGAGAUGGCACAGCACGCAUCUGGAGGCUGACUCAGCGUCAGCAGUGGAGGAGCCUUCUUCUCAAUAUGAACGCCACUCUACCAGGCUCGGAACACACGACCAAUGAGGAAAGCUUUUUCAAGCCCAAGGUCACCAUGGUAGCGUGGGAUCGCCAUGACAACUCAGUAAUCACAGCCGUCAACAACCAUAUCCUAAAAGUGUGGAACUCCUACACGGGCCAGCUGCUACAUAUCCUUAAAGGCCAUGAGGCUGAGGUGUUUGUCCUGGAGCCCCACCCCUCAGAUCCCAGGAUCAUGCUGUCUGCUGGCCACGACGGAAACGUCUUCAUCUGGGACAUCGUCCGGGGCACAAAGACACAGCACUACUUCAACAUGAUUGAGGGCCAGGGUCAUGGUGCUGUUUUUGACUGCAAGUUCACUCCCGACGGCCAGCGCUUUGCCUGCACAGACUCCCACGGCCAUCUGGUCAUAUUCGGCUUUGGGAGCUCCAAGCCAUAUGAGAAGCUUCCAGAUCAGGUGUUUUUCCACACCGACUAUCGGCCUCUGAUCCGUGACGCCAACGGCUUUGUGUUGGACGAGCAGACCCAGCAGGCACCCCACCUCAUGCCCCCUCCCUUCCUGGUGGAUGUGGAUGGGAACCCCCACCCACCCAGAUACCAGCGGCUGGUCCCCGGGAGGGAGAACAUUGCAGACGAACACCUGGUGCCUCAGCUGGGAUAUGUCGCCACAAGUGAUGGCGAGGUGAUGGAGCAGGUGAUCAGUCAGCUGACAACGGACCACGAGGAGGCCACGGCCAGACGCAGCGUUCUGGACGACGCCAUCAGGCAGCUGCAGGAGCAGCAGGACAGGCAGAGCAGACCAGGGACACAGGCCCCAGAACAGGCCCCAGCAUUCCCAGCCCCCAGCACCCCACGUAGAGCAUCAGUGAAUGAGCGAGGUGCAGCUGAGGUGCAGUCGUCCCCUAACGUGGGUCUGCGGCGCAGUGGGCAGGUGGAGGGGGUGAGACAGAUGCACCAGAAUGCCCCUCGUAGCCAGAUGGCCACGGAGAGGGACCUGCAGGCCUGGAGACGCAGAGUGGUGGUACCCGAGCUUUCAUCCAGCGGGUACAGUUGCCAGGAUGACUUCCGAAUUACAAAAGGAGAGGAGGAGAUUGCCAUAUACAAUGCAAAGAAACGACGUGUGACAUACGGCAGUUGUAGAGAUGAUUCUGAAGAUGAGGUGCCUUGCAUCAAACGUGCACAGUCCCGCAAAAAGCAAAAAGUCUUCCAGCAGAGCAAAGAUGGGAUUGUGGAAGAAUUCAUUGAGUUCUCCUGUGAGGAGGGAGAGGAAACUGCAACAUCUGAGGACCAUGAGAUGGAGGGCAGUGAACUGGAUUCAUCCAAUGAGGAAGAGGAAUGGAAAAGUGACAGUUCAAG